This is a messenger RNA of Solea senegalensis (Senegalese sole), 4828 nucleotides long. RefSeq names its product extracellular leucine-rich repeat and fibronectin type III domain containing 1a (gene elfn1a). Gene Ontology annotation, cellular component: plasma membrane. Gene Ontology annotation, molecular function: protein binding. Lineage: Eukaryota; Metazoa; Chordata; Actinopteri; Pleuronectiformes; Soleidae. The record is from RefSeq and is a predicted model, not a curated record. The transcript is spliced from 3 exons. The coding region runs from base 990 to 3341 and encodes 783 amino acids.
CGCGCGCUCCUCGCACUUGUCCGACUGAUACAGUGAGCUCUACCUACACCCACUCCACUCCACUCGUGUAACACGCCUCCUCUGACUGUGGUCAAACGCUGCUGUUGUGACAGACAGACAGAAAGAAAGAAAAAGAAGGAGAAGCAGGGAUCCGGGUCUGAUCAGCGCAGACGGAGCGCUGAGAGGAGGAAGAGCUCAGUCCUGAAUUAAAUCAUUCACGGCUAAAUGGAUCUUUGAGACUCUCCCUUGACUGACGCAGUGAACCGCUGCUCUGUGCAAAAAGCAAACACUGGGAUUCUUUCGUUUUUUUUCUUUUCUUUUUUUUUUGUACACGUUUCAUGUGCUGAGGUCGAACAGAGAGAAGACGAAGAAAACAAAACACACGAAACAUUUCCCCCUGUCUCUUUGAAAAUGCCCUGCUGUGCUCGAGGUGACAUACAGUGAGUGAGCUGCCAGCUCGAGGAGAAAGAAGCUCCUGCUCCGGGAUCGUCAAGCAGAGUUCAAGACAAGAACCUCCAGAACAUCCGUACAGCUGGAAGACACCAGGGAUGCUCUCUCUCGCUGAGCACUUGAGCCUGGACUACAGAGGUUAUUCCUCCAUGCACACGAGGGAGACGCAGCGAGGAGGACAAUUGCAGAAAAAAUAAGAUGAGAUCAUUAAAUGAUGGUAACCUCUAAGGAGAUAAGCACAAGCCAACCUGAGGUGGUGAAAGCUCUUUUAGACCACACCGCCACAACUUCACUGCAGAAACACCUUAAUGAAAGAAAAUCAGUAUAAAGGCAUAUACUCCACAUUUUUCUGACUGUUACAUGGUGACAACACCAUCCAUCAAUGAAGAGGAGGCUAAUAAAAGGACUGUUUCUGGCCCUGAAAACAGUUAAACACCUAGCUAUUUUUCCAACAGGAUCAUCUCAGCUGUACUAAAACCACAGCGGCAUCACCCCCUUAUCAUUUUCUGGCCCUGCACAUUACUCUCAGUGAAGCACCAAUGGCCUGCAGCUUAGGCAUGGUGAUGAGUGCCUUGUUUUGGUCUGUAGCCAUUGUAUAUUUUACUCAUGUUGGCAGAGUCAGAGGAGACUGCUGGUUAAUUGAGGGUGAAAAGGGCUUUGUAUGGCUUGCAAUUUGUAGCCAAAACCAACCACCUUAUGAGGCCAUCCCACAGCAUAUCAAUAGCACCAUUGUGGACCUUCGUUUGAAUGAAAACAAAAUCAAAAGCAUCCAAUAUUCUGCUCUUAGCCGCUUUGCCAACUUGACCUACCUGAACCUGACAAAGAAUGAAAUCUCCUACAUAGAGGAUGGGGCCUUUUCUGCUCAAUUUAACCUGCAAGUCCUUCAAAUGGGCUUCAACAAGUUGAGGAACCUGACAGAGGGAAUCCUCAGGGGUUUAGGAAAGCUGCAAUACCUCUACCUCCAGGCAAACCUGAUAGAGACUGUGACACCCAAUGCCUUUUGGGAAUGCCCCAACAUAGAGAACAUUGACCUGUCUAUGAACCGUAUCCAGCAGUUAGAUGGGUCCACGUUUACGAGUCUAACUAAACUGACCACCUGUGAGCUGUACACCAACCCUUUCAACUGCUCGUGUGAAUUAUAUGGUUUUGUCAAAUGGCUCUCAGUUUUCCCAAACAGGACAAACGAGCGGAUGGCCUGCAACUCUCCACCGGGCGUCUCUGGUUAUAGUUUACUGAGCCAGAAUCCAAACAAUCCAACAUAUCGAAAUGCGCUUCACAUGCUCACAACGGUGUGUACUGAUGAUAAUGUGACAACAUUUAUUGCUCUGCCCACUGAGUCACCAACACCCCCACCAGACGCAACACUUUGUGGGCUGGAAGAUUGUCCAUCAGGCACUGAGCCUGAUGACAUUACCAUCAGUUCAACCUACAGCAGUGUGGAAGUCACUCCUCUGAUGAAAGUGAAGCAAGUGUCGAAUACAGGCGCCGUCAUCACAGUUCAGAUUCCUAAUCCUUUCAAAAAGAUGUACACCCUUGUUCUGUACAACAACAGUUUCUUCACAGAUAUCCAAACUCUUGCCGAAGAAAAGAAGGAUAUUGAGCUGAAAAACCUUAAACCCCAUACCAACUACACGUACUGUGUCGCUUCAGUGCGUAACUCUCUAAGACACAACCACACCUGUCUGACAGUCACUACUGGCCCUCGUAUUGAAAAUGACAGAGCUGUAAAUAACGCAACCGCUACUCAUUACAUCAUGACAAUCUUAGGCUGCCUCUUCAGCAUGGUGAUUUUUCUCGGGGUGGUCUACUACUGUUUGCGAAGAAAGCGUCAGCAAGAUGAAAAGCACAAAAAAUCAAGCAGCCUGAAGAAAAAUAUCAUGGAACUCAAAUAUGGUCAAGAACUGGAAGGGGGGAAUAUUUCUCGAAUGUCUCAGAAGCAGUUGUUGGCUGGGGAGAGUAUGGCACGCAUGCCAUAUUUACCAUCCGCCGGGGAAAUGGAGCAAUACAAAUUUCAAGAGAUAAGUGAAACUCCUAAAAUGAUGAAGGGAAAUUACAUGGAGGUGCGCAGUGUGGACCACCAUGAACGCAGGGAAUGUGACAUGGGAAUGGCUGGGAACAGCCAAGGAUCCGUGGCAGAAAUUUCCACCAUUGCAAAAGAGGUGGAUAAAGUUAACCAGAUAAUUAACAACUGCAUUGAUGCUCUUAAGUCGGAAUCCACCUCUUUCCAAGGGGUGAAAUCUGGAGCAGUGUCCACAGCAGAGCCUCAGCUCGUACUUUUAUCCGAACACCCACAGAAUAAAUCUGGCCUUCUGUCCCCAGUAUACCAGGACAGCUAUCACCACUCUCUGCAGAGGCAUCGGACCUCUAAUGUCUCACCAAAGAGGCCCAGUACUGCCACAGGAGGGCCCAUGCGAAGCCCCAGGCCUUAUCGCUCUGAAUCCAAGUACAUAGAAAAAACCUCCCCAACAGGAGAGACCAUCCUCACUGUCACACCUACUGCCAACAUGCUGAGGGCCGAAGCGGAGAAGAUCCGUCAAUACAGUGAUCACCGGCACUCGUAUCCCGAUGCUCAGAUAGAGGAGCUUGAAGGACCCGAUGGUCACAAAUCCUCUAUGUUGGAGCCUCUUACCCACUCCCGCUCCAGAGACUUAGCAUAUUCCCAGCUGUCAUCUCAGUAUCACAACCUCAGCUACUCCUCCAGUCCUGAGUACUACUGCAAACCUUCACACAGCAUCUGGGAGCGUUUCAAACUCCACCGGAAACGGCACAAAGACGAGGAGUACAUGGCUGCAGGGCAUGCACUGCGUAAGAAAGUCCAGUUUGCUAAGGAUGAGGACCUGCAUGACAUUUUAGACUACUGGAAAGGUGUGUCAUCUCAACAAAAACCAUAAACCUCUUUAGGUGUUUUUAAAAUCAAUGGACCACACGUUGCAGAAAUGACACAAGAACUUCAUGUGACAAUUGAAUCAAUGGAACCAUAUUAUAUCCAACUACUCACACGUGUGUAUAAAAAUCCUUUCCUUUUUUUGACUGUGAGAAUAAUGGGGUAAACAUUCUUUGAAUUUGUCAUAUUAUGUAAAGCAUCCGAAGGGAAAACUUUUAUCUAUUAAAGAGAAAAUAUAUAUUGCAAAUUAAUAAUAUAUAUGUUACAAUGGAUUAUGGGUUUUUGGGUAUCGCAUGGCCAAGUCCUGUGACAGUGGAUUUGCUGUUGUGUAAUAUGAAACUACUUUAUGAAGAUAUGUCUGAUGAAACCUCAAUAUUUUCUGAUGAACUAUCUGGACCUUUCAUUUGGGAAAGAACUUUUUGUUUUUAAUUCCCGCCCCAAACUAUGUACAGAUAUGGGUUUCUAUAUUUGCAUUGUUUGCUGUGUAAAUGGAAACAUAUUAGUGGAUGAGCCAGGUUUAUCAGAUGGAGCGCUGUCGAGUUAGAGUGUUGUGUUGCUAAGAAUGGCAUGUCCCACUUGAGACCUGUGAAUUUUUUAACCUUCACCACCUGUUGUGUUUUUUUAAUUACUCUCAUUCUUCUCCGAGCUUUUACAGAAGAUACAGAUGGAUUCAGUUUUAAAGUCCCCCUUUGUCACUCAACACAAUUAUCACUGGACGGUUUCCUGGAAGACUUGUUACAUUACGAGUUGCGGCACAUCACGUGCUGCAAUAAAGCUCCGUCAUCGGUUUAGCGAACCUCCAUUUGUAUCUUUAGAACCAAAGUAGAACAAGCUGAAAUGUUUACACUUAUCUCUGCACGGUCUGCGAAUCGUACAGCAGUCGGUCCAUGUCGACCUUCUCUUUUUUUAUUGUAUCAGUUACUUCUUUAAAAGGUGAACAACAUUGGGUAACAAUAACAUCCACACACACACACACACAACGUGGUAUUGAAAGCGUAUUAUUAAUCACUCAAACUUUGAAAGGAAAGCAGCUGUACUUCGUCGCCUGUUCUUCAGGUGAACGGCUGCUCUUCUCUGCAGGAGAGCCCGAUGGAUGAAUGUAACAGAUACAUAUUCUGAUCUGUCUAUGGCAGCUUUUAUGUAUAUUUUCAAGGAAGUAUUUAUUUAUUGCAAUUGCUGACUGUUUGUUUUUAUUGUUCUUUGCUUUAAUAUUUCUUCCAGUGUAUUAUAUUGCAUAAUAUUCGAUCAGAUUAAUGGAGGAGAGCAGUUUGUUAUUCAGCUGGGCCUCGUUGCUUGCUGAGAGGUAUCAUUUUCAUUUUUAACUGCUAGGCCGUUAAAUCUUUUGUAUAUUAUGAAAGCUGCGUACCAGACGAAUAUCAACAUGCUAGAGUAAAAUUUGAGAAUGUGAAACUGAAUCCUCUGACUCACUGGCUGUGAAUUUGUACAACAUGACUUCUUUUUUUUAACAAAAAAAUAAAUAUAUAGAAGACUUAA